Messenger RNA from Sesamum indicum (sesame), 1437 nucleotides. RefSeq lists its product as uncharacterized. NCBI's taxonomy places the organism in Eukaryota, Viridiplantae, Streptophyta, Magnoliopsida, Lamiales, Pedaliaceae. The record is from RefSeq and is a predicted model, not a curated record.
CAUCUUCACCCCCCCCACACACACACCAAGGACGUGUAUACGUAUAUAUAUAUACACAUGUGUAUCUAUAUAUAUUUACAUAAACACACGACAUGUCAUACUCAAACCUCUUUGUAUUUAUUAUUCUUACUAUAAAUAAUUCAUAACUCAUAACUCUCCCUCAAAGUUUUCUUUGCCACCACCAUUCCAUUUUCCCUUUUCCUCUCUCUCUCUCUCUCUCUCUCUACCAAAACCCUUCUUUCUCUCUCUCUCUCUCGAGACAGCCAUGGGUGGCGCCGACGAGGAGUGGGUUAAAGCCGCCAUGACGGAUGACAUGAUGGUGGUCGAGCUCUUGGUGCGUCUUCAUCACGCACCGCGGCGGCAGCCGCCUCUCAAGCCUGUUGCUGCUGCCUUGCCACUGGAGUGGAGCGUCCGUCAACGCAGGUCAAAGUCCGUUUCGGUUAACAACCACCCGAAGAAACCGGCUCACAGGGCCAGCCCCACCACGCCGCUUUCCUGGAGCGGCGCCACAUCCUUCAGCGGUGGCUCCGCUGGCGCCGGAGGCGUCGGUUCUGAAGAGUCUAGCCGACCAGUACCCCUCAAACUCUCCAACACAGCAAGAUCUAAGGUUAAUGCCGAUAAUGACAAAACCACCUCCAAGAGGUCAAAAAAGAAGAAGACCUUGGUAGAACUCAAGGACGAAGAAAGCUGGCUGUUGAAGGAAAGAAUAGAUUUGAAAAGGAGAAUGGCAGCGUUACGGAUGAAUUUGGAGAGACAAAGGGCCACAAAUGAAAACUUGAAGAGAAUGAAGAUUGACUUGCAACCCCAUUUGAAUAGAGAAUCUACAUCCGCAGCCGAGGAAUCAACUUCUGGUCAACCUCAGCAGGACUUGACAACAUUUGUGAUGCCUCCGGCUGUCUCAAUCAAUGAUGGUUCACUACAACCGUCUACAUCAAAUGCCCAUCCUGACGAAAAUGCAGAUGCAGCAUCGGAUGCUAAAUUCAUCCUUCCGGAUCUAAAUAUUCCGUUCGAUGAGCCCAGCCCUGAUGUUGUUUGUGGAGUCAGCUAGACCGUACUGGUAAAUCUGUUCUCGGCUUAGCCAGAAUUAUUACACAAAUGGCAACCAUACUACACAAGGGCUAACUUUUCUUUAGGACGAAGUAAUGUAACUGUACGAUAGAACGAAUCCCCCCUCCAACAUUCUUUUUGUUUAGUACGUACAAAUGGAAGUUCUGAGGAUUAGUAUAGCGAUCCUAACGAGUUAAACGCAGCCAUAAUUCUUUUCUUCACAGUUUCUUUACUGUCUAGUUGACCGAGGGGAGUCUCGUCCUUCCUCGUCCUCCUCCAUUUGUAUUUCCUUUCUGGAAAUGUUUAUAACGAAAGAUGUAACCUGUCUUAUGGAAGAGUUUGGAUGCACAUGUUAUUUCCUCAAAGGAAAUACUUUGAGGAGGUUACUUA